Messenger RNA from Rattus rattus (black rat), 792 nucleotides. RefSeq names its product MOB kinase activator 2-like. Gene Ontology annotation, cellular component: cytoplasm; nucleus. Gene Ontology annotation, biological process: positive regulation of protein phosphorylation; signal transduction. Gene Ontology annotation, molecular function: protein kinase activator activity. The record is from RefSeq and is a predicted model, not a curated record. Lineage: Eukaryota; Metazoa; Chordata; Mammalia; Rodentia; Muridae.
GGUCCAUGCAGCCAUGGACUGGCUCAUGGGGAAGUCUAAGGCAAAGCCAAACGGCAAGAAACCUGCUGCAGAGGAGAAGAAGGUGUACCUGGAGCCAGAGCAUACCAAGUCCAGGAUCACUGACUUUGAAUUCAAGGAGCUGGUAGUGCUGCCCCGGGAGCUCGACCUCAACGAGUGGCUGGCCAGCAACACAACAUUUUUUCACCACAUCAACCUGCAGUAUAGCACAAUCUCAGAAUUUUGCACAGGAGAGACGUGUCAGACAAUGGCCGUGUGCAACACACAAUACUACUGGUAUGAUGAGCGGGGGAAGAAGGUCAAGUGCACCGCCCCCCAGUAUGUUGACUUUGCCAUGAGCUCUGUGCAGAAGCUGGUAACUGAUGAAGAUGUGUUCCCCACAAAAUACGGCAGAGAAUUCCCCAGCUCCUUCGAGUCUUUGGUGAAGAAGAUCUGCAAGUUUCUGUUUCACGUUGGCCACAUCUACUGGGCCCACUUCAAGGAGACCCUGGCCCUUGAGCUGCAUGGACACUUGAACACACUGUACGUGCAUUUUAUCCUCUUUGCCAGAGAGUUCAACCUGCUUGACCCCAAAGAAACUGCUGUCAUGGACGACCUCACUGAGGUGCUGUGCAGCAGCCCGGGUAACAGUGGUGCCACUGGGGAUGGGGCCAGCAGUGGAGCUUCCGGAGCACAGAACCACGUGAAGGAGAGAUGAGUCUCCAGGGCCAGAUGGGUGCACAUGUGCAAAACGACAACUGUGUGUCUGUGUGUGCGCACACAUGCCCAGGCAUG